AUGUUGAAAAGAGUAUUAUUUUUCUUUUUACUGGGUAUUCUUUGUUUAACCUUGACCAAGGCAGAUCGUAUUAAAUCGGAUCGUUGGGGUUUCGAACAUGCUCCAGCCAACUUCUUUUAUUUUAAAAAUAGUGACUCACUUUUAUAUCUUGAUGUAAGCGGUAAUGUCUGGAGAUCAAAUGAUGCGGGCGUUAUGUGGGACCCGAUUAACGAUAUUCCAAAGAAUAGCGCUACCGCUUUAUAUGAACAUCCUUUCGAUAAUAAUAAGGCUUAUGUUCUUACACGUUACCUUAAACAUUAUAAAACAUCUGAUAAAGGGGCUAAUUGGCAGGAAUUUACAACAGAAAUCCAACCAGCAAGAAAUGAUAGGGCUUUGUCCUUUCAUGCUCAUAGAGACGGUAACAUAUUAUUUAAAGGAAGUAAAUGUGUUGCUAUGUUUGAAUGCAUAGAUGUGACUUAUUACACUACAGACGGAUUUGAUACUUCACCAAAAUUACUUCAUGAAAAUAUUAAUAAUUGUAUAUGGGCUCAUUCUAAUGGGGAUUUUGAUGAGACGCCCGAGCAAACAAUUUACUGUAUUUAUUAUCAAGGGACUGGAUCAUUGAGAAAACCAAGUGAUUACCGUUUAACCCAAUCUGAAGAUUUUUUUGAAAACUGGGAAUAUGUUAAUUUUAAUUCUGAUGGUGAUGUCAGUGGCGUCAUAGGUCUUGGAACAAUUAAAAAAUAUUUGGUUGCAGCUGUAAAAGAUAUCAAUUCUUUAGAUAUGAAAAUGUAUGUAUCCACAGAUGGGCUAAAAUGGACUAGAGCACUUUUCCCAAAUAAUGAAGGACCAACUCAUAAACAUGCAGAAGAAAAUGCAUAUACUAUACUAGAAUCAUCUACAAGUCAUUUGGUAGUUGAUCUACUUUCAUCAGAUUCUCAUAAUACAGGAAACUUGUUUUUCUCAAAUUCUGAUGGAACUUCUUUUGUCAAUCGUUUGAAAUAUACAAAUCGAAACAACAAAGGUUUUGUGGAUUUUGAAGCUGUUCAAGGUGUUGGUGGAAUUUUACUCGCAAAUAUUGUGAGUAAUCAUCAAGAUGUCGACAAAGGAAGUGCCAUAGCGAAAAAAAUACAGUCAAUGAUUUCUUUUGAUGACGGUUCUUCAUGGAAUUUUAUUAAACCUCCAGAAAAAAGUUUAGACGGUAUCGAUUUCCAAUGUGAUAGUAAGAAAGACUGGCAAAAUGGAAAAUGUUCGUUACAUUUACAUUCAAUUACAACCGCUCGUAAUAUUGGUCAUAUUUAUUCAGCUGGUGCAGCGCCAGGUGUUUUAAUGGGAGUUGGAAAUGUAGGAUCAUAUCUCCUUCCUUAUGGGCUUUGUGAUACCUUUCUUUCUUAUGAUGGAGGAUUGACGUGGAGAGUCGUCAGACUCGGUGCUCAUUUGUAUGAAUUUGGUGAUUCUGGAUCUAUUAUAGUUAUCGUUGAUAAUGAACAGCCAACAGAUCGUAUUUUGUAUAGUUAUGAUCGUGGUGAAAAUUGGAACGAACAUCUUUUAAAGGAUAAUAUUCGUGCAAGAUUUCUUACAACGGAUCCCGAUUCGACAACAAAGAAAUUCCUCCUUUUUGGUUCAAUUAUAUCGGAUCAUGAUAGUAAUAAUCUAUACUACAUGUUCUACUUAGAUUUCUCGAAUUUAUUUGAUAGAAAUUGCAAUGAUAACGAUUUCGAAAAUUGGGUCGCGAGAAAUUUGGACACUGGCCCUGAUUGUUUAAUGGGUAAAAGGUCAUCUUAUCGUCGUCGUAAAAAAGAUGCCAAUUGUUUCGUUUCGAAUGAAUUCGAAAAACCUAUUCCAAAUGAAGAUUUAUGUCCCUGUACAGAAGAAGAUUUUGAAUGUGAUUUCAACUACAGUCUUGAUGAAGAAACCAACAAAUGUACACUUUCGGGAACUGAACGUAUUCCUAAAGGAGAAUGUAAAGAUGGCCAAGAAAAAUAUUUGGGAUCUUCAGGCUAUCGUAAAAUUCCAGGAAACAUGUGUGACCCUGAGAAACCAGGAUCAAUAGAUCGUGCUACCCCAACUGAAAAAUCAUGUUCAGAAGGUCAGUCAGAUGGUGAAGUUUCACAUAAAACUCUUGAAGAAGAUUUCGAUUUUUAUUUCUUUUUCAAUAAUUCUCAAGUGUUAUUUGCCAAGACAACUGAUGGCAAAAUUAAAAGAAGUAAUGAUGGUGGUACUAAUUGGUCAAAUGUCCUUGAUGAUGCCGGUAUUAUUACGCAUAUGUUCUUACAUGAUCACGACGAAAAUCGGGCGUAUUUUUUCUCCGAUCAAAAUGUUAUGUGGUAUACUACAGAUCGCGGAGAAACUUUUGACAAAACUAAACUUCUUUCUGAGCCCAACAAACUUAAUCUUCCAUUACUUGAUUUCCAUCCAAAGAACCCUGAUUGGUUACUAUUUAUGGCUAGUACUUCAUGCCCUAGAUGUCAUUCAAUAACCUAUUUCUCUAAAGAUAAUGGAAAAACAUGGGAUGAAAUUGAAACUUGGGCACAAAAAUGUAUUUUUGGAGAAGAUACAAAUUUUCCAAUAGAUGAUAAUACAAUUUUUUGUUCUUCUUACAAAAAUAAACAGUCAAAAACCACACAAGAUGAAUUAGGUGGUAGAUCUUCAGUUACAAAUCCUUUACAACUUGUCAAGUUGAAAACUGAUGGUAGUGCAAAGGUGGUUUUAUUAACUGACAAUGUCGUUGAAUUUUUCAUCUUUAAUGAAUUUAUGGCUGUUGCUACGGAAGAACUUGGGCAAUUGAAUCUACGUAUUUCAAAGGAUGGAGAUACUUUCAAUGAAGCAAUUUUCCCACCAGAUAUAGGUGUAGACAAACAAGCAUAUACUAUUCUUCAAUCAACUACCGGAUCUGUGUUCCUUGAUGCAUACAAAUCUAUCAAUUAUGGAUCCGAGUAUGGUUCAUUGUUUAAAUCUAACUCAAAAGGAACCGCCUUCGAUAAAAUCCUUGAUAACACCAACCGCAAUAAUAGAGGAAAUGUGGAUUUCGAAAAAGUUCAAGGAUUAGAUGGAAUUAUUCUCGCUAAUAUAGUUGAUAAUGUUAAUGAACUUGGUGGUGGCUCCAAGAAAAUAAUAAAGACAUUGAUUAGUUAUGAUGAUGGUUCUCACUGGAAACCUUUGAAACAUAAUGGGGAUCGUCUUCAUUUACAUAGUCGUACUGAUAUUCUUGGACCAGGUAGUGUAUAUAGUGCCUCACCUGCGAUCGGCCUUUUGAUUGGAGUUGGCAAUGUUGGAGAUCACCUUUUGCCAUACACCGAAUGUAACACGUUUAUGAGUCGCGACGGUGGUAGAAAUUGGAAAGAAAUACGACGUGGAGAAAGUUUACAUGCAUAUGGUGACCGAGGGACAAUUAUUGUUGUGGUAGAUGAUGAAGCACCCACAGAUCACGUAUUGUAUAGUUGGAAUUACGGGAAAGAUUGGAACAAAUAUAUAUUCUCAUCAACUCCUGUCCGAGUUAAAUUUCUUACAAAUUCAAAUUCCAAUGGUAUGAAAUUCUUGUUACUUGGAUACACUGUACCAGCCAAUAAAGUUCGACCAGUUACUGUUACCAUUGACUUUACACAAUUGAAAAAAAGAAAAUGCGUAUUGGAUAAAGAUGAUGAUGCUAAAAACGAUUUUGAAUUAUGGAAUCCAAUGGAUCAAGAAAGUGAUGAUCAUAAGUGUCUUUUGGGCGAAGAGAUAAAGUAUUGGCGACGUAAAGCUAAUAGAGAAUGUCAUAUCGGAGAUAUGAAAGAUGAUCUAAUAACAGUACAGAAAAAUUGUGAAUGCACCAAACACGAUUUUGAGUGUGAUAUUGGUUUUUGGCGAGACGAAAACCGAAAAUGUACGUUGAAAGGACCUGAUCCAGAACGUCCACCUAAUUGCCCUGAGGAUGGGACAUACACAGGACGCUCAGGUUAUGUUAAGAUGGAAAAAUCAAAAUGUAAAGGAGGUAAAAACCUUGGUGAAAAGAUUGAAAGAAACUGUAAAUCAGAAAACUCUGGUAUUAUUUCUCAAACGAAAGUAUUUGAAAGUCGAAUUGCCAAUUACUUUUAUUCCAAUGAAUCCACCGCCAUUUUGGCACGAACAAUGGAUCACACGAUAUGGAGAAGUAUUGAUGAAGGUUAUUCAUGGAACACAAUCGUUAUGCCUGAUGUUGAUGUUAAAGUAAUUGCUUUGGUUCAAAAUUCUUAUUUCAGCAAUUAUGUUUAUUUUAUUACAUCUGGAAAAAAACAUUAUUAUACUGAUGAUUUUGGGAAAACUAUCAAAAGUCUUGUUGUCAAAGCUGAGCCCAAUGGGUAUCUUGCUCCGACAAUUCUUGAUUUCCAUCCUAGUGAGCCGGGAUAUUUGAUUUACACGGUCGGUAAGAAUUGUGAAACCUUAUACUCUCCAAAUUGUCAUACUGAGGCAUAUUAUACUCGGGAUUUCGGUGAAAAUUGGGAUACACUCGAUACAUAUGUUGGAACAUGUUCAUGGGCUCGUGAUAAGAACUUCAACGUAUCCCCAAAUCUUAUUUUUUGCGAGUCGUAUCGUGAUAAAGAAGGAUCUCAAUUAUCAUUUUUCAACAAUCCACUUCAAUUUGUAUCUUCAACGGACUUUUUCAAAAAUAAAAGGCUCCAUUAUCAAAAUAUUGUUGGAUUCGCCGUUUUUGAAGAAUUUAUGGUUGUUGCUGAGCUUAUGGAAACUAGCGCAAGUCUUCGUCUUUGGGUUUCGGUUGAUGCUGAAAAAUUUGCGGAAGCCCAAUUUCCACCAAACAUGCCAAUAACUCGAGAGGUUCGCCUUUACUUAAAAAAUAAAUUUGGCAACGUCUUGAAAUCCGAUUCGAAUGGAACUUAUUAUUCGUUAUCAUUGGAAAACGCCAAUCGAGAUGAUCGCGGUUACGUUGAUUUUGAAAAAAUGCAAGGCAUCCGAGGGAUUGCUUUGGCAAAUAUCGUUAGUAACGUUAAUGAAGUUAUUAUGGGAUCCAUUUGGAGUUUUUUGAAACGACCAAAAGUCGAUUCAGAUGACAAUAGAUAUGAAUGCGAUACAGAUGAAAACGAGAACGAUACGGAAGGUCGUUGCGCUUUACACUUGCAUAGCUUUACUGAACGUAGAAAUCCUAGCGAUUCUUUCAGUUCCUCUUCUGCUGUUGGUUUGAUGAUGGGCGUAGGAAAUGUUGGCGAAUAUCUUACUUCAUACUUUGACGGAGAUACUUUCCUAACUAGAGAUGCAGGUGUCACAUGGACGGAAAUUAAAAAGGGUGCUUAUAUGUAUGAAUUUGGAGACCAAGGUGGAAUUUUGGUGUUGGUUGAUGACGAGCGUGAAACAGACCGCGUAAUAUAUUCACUUAACGAAGGAGAUUCAUGGCAAGAAUAUAAGUUUCUUAAAAACAAAGAAAAACCGAUCAGAAUUAUAGAUAUUGAUAUCAAGCCAGGUGGAUUAAGCAGUAAAGACGAUGAUUUUGAACCUUGGUCACCAAGCCAUGCAAAUCAUGCAAAUUCAGAAGAUCAAUGUUUAUUCGGUCGCAAGAUUACGUAUCAGCGAAAGAAACCCGGGAUAGAAUGUUUCAUUAAAGAUAUUAAACCUGUUGAAGAAGGAAGUAAAUGUGAAUGUAAAAGACACGAUUUCGAAUGUGAUUAUAAUUACAUGCGUAACGCGACAGAUUAUUGCGUAUUGGUGUCUCCUGACGCAAAACCAUUAGUUCGUAGUAUUUCUGAACAAUGUGCUAAUGGUGAAGAAUUUUGGUAUGAAGGGUCUGGUUAUCGUAAACUUGCAAUAUCCAAUUGUACGGGAGGAUCCGUUAAUUAUACUGGUGAUAGUCAUCGUUGCCCGGGACACCAUUCCGCUUUAUUCUGGAUAUUUGUUGUAUUGUCGCCUUUCGUCAUUGUUGGAAUUUUGACAAUUUGCUUAAUUAACAAAAGACAUGAACGACAUAUUCGACUCGGAAGUUCUCUUGAACCUAAUUCUAUCCUAUCGUCUAUCAUUGAUAUAUUUUAUCAAAUCAAAAUACCAAGAUUUAUUUCAAGAUUAUGGUUUAAAGUCCCAUUACCGGGUCGCGGAUACCGUUAUUCACCUGUUGCUACAGAUGAUGGACAUGAAGUUUUAAUGGAUGAUUAUGAUCAUGAUAUCGAGGCUUCAUAA
Messenger RNA from Funneliformis mosseae, 6120 nucleotides. The record is from the annotation of a GenBank genome assembly. Lineage: Eukaryota; Fungi; Glomeromycota; Glomeromycetes; Glomerales; Glomeraceae.